Molecule: messenger RNA, 13402 nt
Organism: Dermacentor silvarum
Lineage: Eukaryota; Metazoa; Arthropoda; Arachnida; Ixodida; Ixodidae
Product: homeobox protein onecut
Exons: 3
Coding region: 159-2009 (616 amino acids)
Biological process (GO): regulation of transcription by RNA polymerase II
Cellular component (GO): nucleus
Molecular function (GO): DNA-binding transcription factor activity, RNA polymerase II-specific; RNA polymerase II cis-regulatory region sequence-specific DNA binding
Source: RefSeq, a predicted model, not a curated record
UCGAGGACACGAGUGAGACGUCCCGGAAUCGCUGUAUCCCGGGCUUCCAGCGGCGACCGGCAGCACCGUGGGAGGGACGCGAAGUGAGUGAGCUACCAGCGGCGUCGAUGGCGGUCUGAUUGGCAGCGGGCCCGGGCCCACCGCGAGAGGCGAAGAGCAUGGACGAAAACAGCGGCGGUUGCCUGUCGCCGGAGGAGGCGGCAGCCGCGGCUGCUGGGGCCGAUGAGGAGGAGGGUGCGGAGGAGGCGGUUCGUGGCGAAGAGGCGGUGGCGCCCCCCUCUCCCUCGGCGGCCGUGGUGGUGGCGGCGUCCCCCGUCAGCCCCCAAGAAGCGGCGGCCGUGGUGGUCGCCGAGGAGGAGGAUGACGACAUAGAAGAGGGCGAGGAGGACUCGGAGCGGCAUGCAGUGCGCUCGCCGCUCGACGCCGGCUCCGAGCAGUCGCCCGAGCUGCUGCAGGCGGCCGACCUCUCGGUGCGCGACGACUCGCCGUGCGGCGAAGUCGGCGCCGACGAAGACGACCUCGACGACCCCGUGAGUCCCGCCUCGUCGACGGGCAUGAUCGACGCUUCCGAGUUCCGCGGGCUCGACCCGGGUUCCUACCCGGGUCGCAUGUCGCCCGGCGGUUUCUCGAGCAGCAGUUACGCGACGCUGACGCCGCUGCAGCCGCUGCCUCCGAUCUCGACCAUGUCGGACAAGUUCUCCCACUACGGCCACCACCACCAACACCACCCGGGGGCCAACGGUGGCUUCGCGCCACUCGCCAUGGGCAUGGGAGGCUAUUCGCAAUACGACAAACUCGGUGCCACCAUGUCCGGCGCGAUGAACAUGAGCCCGCCGCACGGCACAGCGCCCAUGCUGGGCGCCGGCUCCGCUCUGCCGUCGCCGCCUCCUUACUCGCAGAACGGCCUGAGCGUCGACAAGGGACUGAACGGAUACGAAGCGGCAGCAGCGGCAUCCUACGGAGGAUCCUCGGCGCCACAGAGAGAGCUGACACGGCUCGGAUCGCCCCAGUCGCCGACGAGCCUGCACUCGCCCAUGCUACCGGCCCUGAACGGCCUGUCGCCGCACACGCCUCCCCAGGCGCACCUCGCGGCACCUGCCACACCGCCGCAACCGCCGCAGCCGCCGCCCGCGCCGCAACCUGAACAGAAACCGGCACGGGUACUGCUGCCAGUGGUGAGCAGCAACGCGCUGGGGCAGGUGGUCGUGUGCGGAGCCAGGGCGUCCGUGGUGUCGUCGAGCCUGGUGCUCAGUCCGACCAAGGCGAUCCACCCUGCCGCGGUGGUCACUCAGCAGGUCAUCCACCCGCAACAGCAACAGCAGCAGCAACAGCAGCAACAACAACAGCAGCAGCAACACGCGGCCCAAGUGAGCGCCGGCGGUGCGUCCAGCCCCGCCGACGAAGCGGAGGAGAUCAACACCAAGGAACUGGCGCAGCGCAUCAGCGCCGAACUGAAGCGCUACAGCAUUCCGCAGGCCAUCUUCGCGCAGCGUGUGUUGUGCCGCUCGCAGGGGACUCUGUCGGACUUGCUGCGCAACCCGAAGCCCUGGAGCAAGCUCAAGUCGGGCAGGGAGACCUUCCGCCGCAUGUACAAGUGGCUCGAGGAACCGGAGUUCCAGAGGAUGUCGGCGCUCAGGCUCGCAGUGAAAAUGAACGCUCAGAGCCCCAAGUUGGACGCCGCUUGCCCUGCCCGCACCAGCAGUUUGUACACAACACACUCAACCUGCAAGCGGAAAGAGGAUGCGCCUGGUGGAGCGGGUGCGGCCGGACCGGCGGCCAAGAGUCAGCCCAAGAAGCCGCGUCUCGUCUUUACCGACCUGCAGCGACGCACCCUGCAGGCCAUUUUUAAGGAGACCAAGCGGCCCUCCAAGGAGAUGCAGAUCACCAUCUCGCAGCAGCUCGGGCUCGAGCUCAGCACCGUGGGCAACUUCUUCAUGAACGCGCGCCGCCGCUCGCAGGACAAGUGGCAGGACGAAGCGGACAAGAGCGCCAAGGGAACCUCCACGUAGCGCCCCGCCCCAAACACAGCAACCCCGCUGUCCUCCACCGCUGCCCGCCCUCCCGCCAGCCUCUUCGUUCGACGUGGCAGCUUAGGCAUCAUUGGAACAGACCCUCAGUACCAGCCCCGAACAGCCUCUUCGACACUGCACACCGCGGCGAUGACUAAUUGCCACUACGGACAAGGCAGGCAGGAAGAUGACCUGCGCAGCAAUAUGUAUCUGUGCACACUGACGAUACCUUCUCGCGCUCUGGACUACUAAGCGGCGUGACGUUGCGCUCCUCUGCAUAGCGCUGUAGGCGUCCCGUCGCCUUCCAGGACUGCGUCACUCCCUCGAGACGCUCGCUCGUCCAGGGGUUGCGGAGGACACGAAACGGAACGAGUGCCCGUCCUCGCCGCUUCGGCGUGGCAUGCAGCGCCACCUUGCGCGACUAAGCGGCCCCGUGUCGAGAGUGUUCUUGAUUGCUGUCGUUGUUGGCCACUACGUGGCGGGCCCUUGAAAGCUCGCGUUCUUGCGGUAACCUUCAGCGCUGGGAGGGAGUUAAACAGGAGUUAAACGGGAGGAGUCACAUCCUCGGGGACGAAGCAGUGCCCUUUGACUGUGGGCGGUCAGCGGCGCCAUCUGUAUGUCGGCUUUCGCACUACUGUCUGCUGCGACCCGCUGCGACUCCUGUGCGACCCGGCGAAACGCGUUCUGCCCGAAACCACUGAGCGGACUCUCCGUGAGGUUCACGAUCAGCGCCAGUGGCAGUGAGCUUCGCCGCACGUGCAGCGCGCUGUGGCUGGUGGCAUGGGCGCCCGUAAGUCUGUUCGAAGUGGCGGCGUUCUCAAAGUUCAAAGGUCUGCGAGCCAGAUUUAGUCACCUUUGCGGUGCAUCGUCGCAAUAUGUGCUAGAUUGAGCGUGGCAAGAGAUGAGUGAGCCUACGACGCAUAAUCACGCCGAGCCUGACUGAAAUAGCUGCUCUCCGAAUGGUUCUUAGCAAGGAAAGCUCUGCGUCCGUGAGAUAAAUUGCUAGUGUUUAAAACAAUCCUUCAAAAUUUUACAUAUCCAGUGAAAACACGUGUUCUUCCGUCGGAUAUACAUGUCAUGUCCCGAUGUCCCUAUCCCGACUCAGAAAAGAAAAAAGACAUGGCCGGACUUUUCUUUCAAGAAAUAUGUUGUAAAACAAAUUCGUAAGAAAAAAAAUACGCUAACUGUGACGUACUCAUGAGAUAGAGGUGUGCUAGCACUGAGUUUCAAUUCGAGCUUAAAAGAAAACGCAUUUGUUUUACGUGCAAGACAAGAGACAGCGUAUGAGGGGAGUUUUUUUUUUUUUUUUUUGCUUUUCCUAAUUGCGCCCAAGAAUAUCUAGCCCGGUACAGUAUUCAUGGGAUAUCCGUAAUAGGAUAUCCGAUGGCAUGCUUGUUUGUGACUGUAACACUCAUACGUGAUGUUUGACGUAAUAGUUCAGCGAAAACCCGCUAGGCGGAGAGAAGUAAUUAAAGGGAAAAUGAGACAUCCACCCUUUAAUCCCUAACGAGACAUCCACCAAAUUUCCCCUUUAACUGAUAUAUGAUGUGUAUACUCCACGGAGGAAGUGCUUUCACUGGACUUAUAUUAAGCUGGCCGCGCAGUGCCGUACGUUCCUGAUCCCCGAACAGGUCUGUAAUAUACAAUCCACUAGAACUCAUUCAAACAGUAGCCUCAAUGCAGUUGCCUUAGCCCGAGCACUUUUUGCGCUGCCGUACGACUUUCGUUAAGAUUCGCAGCCAAGACACAAGGAACCUGAGCCGGCAAAGCUGCCACACCUGAAAGGAAGCAAACGUUUUAUUGCGUCACCCGCACGUGCGGCGAAGCCACUUUAGGCAAGCUACGCCCGAUCCCCUCAGUGGCGUCAGGCUUAAACUCCCUGGUGAUACCUGGUGAAAGCCCGGUUCGACUCGUGCCUCAAAGCGAGGACGCGGUGGUGCCCUUUGCUCGUCGGUCAUGACAGUUGGGAAACACUCCACAGGACGCAUUUCAAAUACAAACAGCGUUAAGCAUCUAUGCCUUAUGAAUUUGCUAAUAAUUUCGCCAACGUUCGGCCAAAUAAAACCAACCGCUAGGGCUGCGAAAGGUGUCACCGGAGUAUACGAACGCCGUAAGUGUUCGCAAACGGUGGAAACCCUGUUAGAUUUAACAAAGGAAAAACACAAGUUAUUUCAAGUGGAGUUCGCAACCUUCAUGAUUGAACGAGUCUGGGCUGCUCUCUCACCUUUUCCUCCUCAACCGACAAAAUAUGGAAGGAAAAGGCCCAGGCGUUUUUUUUUUUCUUUUCGGUAUCACAAGUGUGUCGUUUAGGUUCGAUGACCUGUUGUUGAUGUCUCCAUAGGGGCCUCCGGUCAGUGGUUCACACUCGUAGCCCUAGGUGGCACUCGCAUUCAUGAUUCCGCGGGCCCAGUGCUGUGUAUAUGUGUGUGCUGCUGGCAUUGUGUGCGCAUGUGUGUGCGUUGCGACGCGUCGACUCAAGUGCAACUUGUUUUAUUUGCUUGUGUAUCUGCCCGUGAACUUUCCAUAGUUUCUGUUUUUAUUUAUCGGUUUUCUGUGAUAGGAAGUGUAAAGACGUGCUGCACCAUUCCGAACGUCGAAGGCGAACCCCCAGCCGCAUCGGGCGAGACUCGGUGGAGAAUUUCGGGGCAGUUCUUCUGAGCAGCGUGGUAUAGCACGCGGACGCGUCGCGCCCAAUAAGGCUUAGAUAGGUUUAAGCAGGAAUUAACACCCCCAACCGUUCCAUUAUGGAUUACAGUCCUGUCUGCAGCAAGGCAUACGUUGGUAGGCCGAAGAAUAACGUGGAUUUGCAAAGUGCAGUGUCGCCAAUGUGAAAAUGAACUAACCUUUACGUUUAGUAAUGCUUCGGGCCAGCCGACUUAACUGCCAUGUUAACAGUUUUACGUGUUCUACAUUGCCUCACAUUGAAGUACGAGUUCACAGAUGUGCAAGGCUUUCUUAACUACAGCUCCGGUUACACAUUCGUGAUUUUAUAUAAUUUGCGUUUUUUUUUCUUUCGUCGCAGUCUAUUUCACAUGCAAAACUUGGACAGCCGGAAAAGCAGAUUUUUCAAUUUUAGUCCAGUGUACACAAAGUGUGUUGCCAAUGACGUCCUUUAUUAAGUUAUAUAUAUAUAUAUAUAUAUAUAUAUAUAUAUAUAUAUAAAGGUGGUUAACUUCCACAUGUAACGAAAUGACACAGGCGCUUGAGCGUAUCGCUGACCCCGUGGAAAUAAUCGUGUCUACGCCUCGGACUGUGCGGUUUGCCUUUUGACGGCAUGCACUCUAGUCAAACCAGAAAAGAGUCAUCCAAGCCUGCCGUAUAGUUACAAAAGCGAGUUCUGCAUUGAUGUACCGUAGCGUCGUUGCUAGGGAAGGAAAUUUUUAGAGGGAGGGCGAGAGAAACAUUAAGACGAUGUGCUCACCCGAUGUUUACGCUGGGCGUGUGAUGGCACCCCUUGUUUUUUUUAAAUUGAUUUUUAGUGUUUUUACUGUGUUGUGUACGUGUGUUAGUGACUGCGAAGACUGCACGGCAAAACCGGAAGAAAAAAAAAAAAGAGGGAGAGAGAGAGAAAACGUGAGGACACGUUUUGUGUUGCAUAUAGUAUACAAAAUAUAUACAUACAUUGCGAAUGCCGCGUGUGAAACUUGACGUGACGCUGCUUGUGUCCCCCAUCCCCGAAGUUCUCGUUGAGAAGAAAAAAAAAGUUCAAAGCCGUAUACAAUGACAAAAGCAGUAUCUGCUGUAAGGGCUCCGAAUGUUCUCAGGCGGGACGUGCGAAACUCAACGUAGCUUGUUUCCUCAACAGGAUAGCACAGCUUGCACACACUAGAAAUACGCCCGCGAUAGAGAAAAUGCUCAACACCAUCUCUGCGUAAGCUGCACAAGAGGCGUUCAGGGAAGUAAAUAUAUCCGUUGCCCUCGAUACCUACAACGUUACGUACUGUGAAACUAUUCACGUGUAGGCUGGCAACGUGGUCGCACUUCAAGUUUGAGUUCUUGGAACAACAGACCACUCGCUCGCGUGCAUGUCGCCAAGACCUGCUCUAACGUACGUUUUUUUUUCUUGCACGCUUUUUAGCCAUUGAACUACAGUAGGAGGCAGAGUCAGGCUAGACGGCGCGUAGAGACGCCGACGAAUCCAGAUGAAUCUAGAAUACACCAAAAAACCAGGGCGAAGAAGCACAAGACAUAUUGUCACGCCUUCUGCUUUGCUUUGUGUCGUCGUUCGCUGGAUUUAAUUGCGCCGAGGAAGUGUGUUCGACAUAAAUACCAACCGAACCGUUCGAGAACUCAUUCCGUUUUGUACCCGCGUUGUCGCUUGGCAUGACGGCACACAGAAAAGCCUACGCUUCGGCGCAUUUCGUUAGCAAGCUAGUUCAUUCGUUUAGAAUUUCGUUACCACAGCCGGUUUCGAAUGCCGCCGUUAUGUGACUGAACUUCGGAAAAUAAUGUUUCAAAGAUGACCUCGUUUGCUAAUGAGAUUGUGGCACAUGGGCUAACUAAUGAAUAGGGCCGACACUUGCCCUCGGUUUGAAAUGAAGUCCCGUACGCCGGCCCGUCGUCUGUCAUCAUUGUGCACAGCAUAAGUUCGUACCAUACCUUUAAAUGCUUUUUUUCUGUUUAAACAUACAUUUCAUAAAAGCAGUCGGUGAGCGGCUGACAACAAGUUUAUCUCGGGAACGCUUAAUGACUAUCCGGUAUAGAGAGCAAGACGAAAUUGGAGAUUUCGGGUCCGAGAACAGCAAGGCCGGUGUUUUCGGGACUGACAGAUCCCCGUCAGCGCUGUACAACGGCAAGAGCACCGCCUGAAACGAUCGCGAAUACCGUGUUGCUCCCACGAAGGAAGCAAAAAAACAAAAUUGGUGGUAUAGAAUUUUCAAAGCAGAACUAAAUGUGACCCCCCCAAAAAUGUAAGAGAGGCGAGUAGGUGCCCACCUUCAGUGGGUAGAAUCGGGGAGGCGUCCCCCAACUAGGCACGCGAAGCCGAGAGAAAGGGCUCGCGUGCCGAGAUUACAAUUAGGAAAAGGAGCAGCGGCGAGCUCCACGCCUUCGGAAAACGAAACGCCGGAGACUUAAUUACUCGUAAAAACCCCGGGCUCUUCAAAAGGCCUCGCCUUCUACCUCCCCCGGCGUUUUUCCCCGUCCAGCAGCAAGAAAUGAGCCUUCAAGCGCCCGAGAAUCCCUGCAAUCAGUACGGAGCCAAUCAGAGACUUCCCCCACCACCAUCCUUACAGGCUCUAACACAACUCCUCGGUCCCUUUUCCCAUCUUUUCCCGAUUCGCCUUGCGUUACUCGUACGAUGCUACAGAGCUUGCGAUACAAAGUUGAGGGGGGGGGGGGGGGGGCGGUUACGAGUAGCACGACGCCCUGCCGGCCUUCAGAACUUUUGCUAGUAUGUAUACUCAGCUGACCGUGGACGGGCUCGGUGCUGGUGGUGCCGUUGUGGUAGCGCGUUGACGCGGAGGUCUUGAGUGCCGAGAGAUCGUUCGUGAGACGCGUUCGUAGGUACGUAGCGCUCGGCGGCGCUCGGCGAGCUCAUCUCGCCCGAAUGUUCCCGUGCUCGAAAAAGCAUAAAGAGAGAGGCUGCCGGCCUCUGCGGUGUUUUGCUGGAGAACUCGACGACGACGCCGCUCGGAGGCGCAGUGGCGUGCGCGCUUCGACUCCGGCCGAGAUUGCCGCUCACCCCCUCCAUUAAUUAGCUCUCAUUACUCGGGUCACCGGCCACAGACGAUGGGGAAAAGGCCAGUGAGUCGGCGUUUGGCGUUUUUUUUUUUUCGUUUCACAGGUCCCGCGCAGCUCUCGCUGUGUAUGUGUUUGGCCGCGCGUGUUUUUCUUCCGCUAGGAGGACUCCCGGGAACUUGGGAUGCGUGGCGAUGUUUCGGCAAACGGGACGGUAGUAGUGGCAUCGUCGUUCUUUGUUGUUAUCAUUUUUUAAAUUCCCGCGAAGGCACUUCUAAGGUGCGCGUCUUCUCUACACGGGAGGAACUUGGUCGAACCGAGGUUCGGAUCUGGUUCUCCGGGCCCGAAAAAGAAGGGCCCGGAGAGCACUUUUGGCCAGAGGUUGACAUAUUUGUUGACAAAUCUUGUUUAUUCACCAACGCAAACGAGGUUUUCCAUAGUUCAAUAUGCUGUUCGUUUCUUCUUGAAUGAAGGCUGUUUACUUUGGGAACUUUAAACAACGAAGAAAUCUAUAGAAACAAAAGGAAUCUUGACCCAAGCCCAGCGCUGUUGCAGGUCUUGCAAGAGAUAACCCUUAUCGGCUGCCGAAUACCCAUGUUAUCUAUUCGUGCCAUGGCAGAACAGCGGUGACUGUCCUUGAAACUCCUCUAACGGCAUGCUGUGGUUGGAUGUUGGAUGGUGAUAAGCUCUCAGUGCUAAUUCAAAGGCAACUGUGUGAGUGCCGUGUACCACUGCAUGAGUCUUUAUUUAGGAAACAUUAGAGUGAUGCGCCCAAGAUCUGUUGACUGCGCGCGUCGUCGUCCCGCCCGGGAGCUUCGGAGCCUUUUGUACAGACCGGCCUGCGCGGCCUUGAAUGCUACUCGCUUCCAAAGCAAUACCGCGUCCUCACCUUUUGACUUCUUUAAGGCAGGGAAAUUCCGCGAACAUGUUGCACUGUUACGAGCCGUCCCCGAGCUCGAGAUGACGAACCCGUCUUCGGAGCGCCGAACUCGAAGAACACACAGAGCGGUCUGCAGAUUCCGUGUAACUUUUGACGCAAGCUCUUGCAAGGGAAUGGGAUCACUCGUGCUGGCAGUAACCGGCGGAGAAAGAACUGGCGGCAUCGAGAUUUGUAUGUCGACAUACAGCUUUUCGGGUCUUUUUGGGAAGACCAUUUGUUUUUCGCGAGCCAAUCGUACCAGCGGUUCCCACACUUCUGGACAUCACAUAUUUCGGCCUGUAGGCGGGUCACGAAAUAUGUUGUUUGUUUUGGGUUUCUCCAAGAUAUGCUCGGAAAACGUGCGUUGAGUCCUCGACAAACUUAGGAGCGCGUCUUCUUUUAUUCGAAGAAUGUUACUAACUUCGCACGCUGCGAACGAAUGUGCUCACAACGAGUUCUGUCAGAGAGAGUAAAUGUUUCAGAUCUGGUUCGACGUCAACCCUUAUCGCUUUUGACGGUACCUGUACCGAUGUAGAGAACGCGACUUCGUCCAUGCAGAUCGUCGCAAGUGUCCCGAGUAGCUCCACGUCUUCAACAUACAACAUUCCUUGGGAGCCCGUAGUCUGCGGUGUACGAAACACAGAACUUAUAGAAGAGGCGACUAACAGACAGUCCUUGCUAUCUGAGUAAUGAAUGACUUUAGGUGGCGUUCGCCCAACGAUGUUAACCUCCUGCGUCUGUUGAACACGACAACUCGCUAUUUAGGCCGCAAAACAUUGCAAUUACAGCACUAAGCUGUCAAGAACGAACGUAUGGACCACUUUGUCGGCUCGCAUGACCGAAAUAAUAAGGCGUGGUGAUUGAUUUACACGCCCCUCACUAGAUGAGUGCUCUAAACCAACGCGCGGUGUUUCUUGCGCUUGGACCCAUGAAAAUAAUGCAUGUCCUUUGUGUCAACAAGACUUUUUUUGAAUUGCAAGAGCGUCAUUUAUUUAGCCGUAUACCUUAUGGACGUUCAUUACGUGUGCGCCGCCUUGCGAGUUGGGUCGUAUAGACUACUGUGUCCGUCGGCGCUUGAUUGCACGUUGAUUAGUGCUACUGUGUUUUUCUUGUUUAUUUAUGACGUUUUGUAUACCGGUGAUGCGCACAACCUUGUAGAGGGUGUGGGGUGGGAGUGAGGAAUUGAAUAGACAAGGCAACAAGAGCAGUUGCUAAUUGUUUUCAGAUGCGAUGCAUUCAAUCUUGGUGUAUGAUAUUCGGCAAGUCGUGCUGAUCGCAUUAGGAAGGCUACAGUCUUCGCUACAUUCCACAGCAAGCCCAUAUAAGAACCGAAGGCAGUGCUGCAGUUGUUUUAGUAAUUUAGCAGUAUUUAUACACUUUUACCAUGUACUUCUAUAUUUAUUAAGUUAUUUAUAAGCACAUUUCUUACCAUGGGUGGUUUGACAUUCACAUGCGCUUACUUGUUGAGCGCCCAACUUCCUGUCAACUCGUGCGCACGGGUGGCAUAGAGCAUGCGUUCGAAUAAAAAAAAGUUCGCACUUAGAUCCAUCAUUUGAAAUUAUUUCUUCAAUCAUUUGCAGAUGUGACUUUUCAAAAUCCUUUAGUAAUGACAACGAGCAGGAGAGGAACAACUAGUCAAGUGUGCACUCUAAUUCGCUUGCGCACCUAGGCAAAAGCCUAAACAUUGCGCACUGUAUCUAAGCGCAUGGUUCCUUUCUUUAACUGAUCUCAAACUACUUAAAGGUCACACAAAAUGCUCGCAUACACUCAGAUGUGAUAUGUUUUAUUUGCCUGUUUUGUUGACUGAAGCCUUUCACUUCAAGUAUGUACACGUUACGUUCAUUCUUUGAUAUUGAACAUUUAGUCGCCACCUUCUAACUCUAGUCAACGACAAAAAAAGAAAACAUUUUACUUCAUUUUUACCGGUAAAAACAUUCCACGGUGAUGUCUACUUACGAAGACACUAAUUUUGUGCAGUAAUGUUUAGGUUCGCACAAACUGUAUGCCUUUUGUUGCAACAACGAUUUUAUAGGUGUAUUUUUAAGCGUCUCGGUGUUUAUUGUUGCAUUCAUCGCUGUCUGUUGAACCUGUGUGCGAAUCUUGCCGCUCCUUGUUUGUAAUAGUUUUUCCUGUUUUGAACGAAGCGUUCAUAGGGGUGCCUACCUUUCUGUCAUGUUAUGUCCGACAUGCAGUGCACCAUUUGCAUCUUCUGUGAAUGGGUUAUUUUAUCCGGCAGCUGAGACCUUUUUUUUUUUCAUGCGAUGCGAUUUAUUUUGGCUACCUCUCAAGACUGAUGUCAUGAAUGUCACUUGUUCCAGUUUUCUGUGUGAAUGGAGGUCGAAGUGAGGACUCUCGUAAAUUAUUUGUGUUAUUUACGACGCCGUGCAUGCUUGCUAUUUCUUGUGUUCUUUUUUCUCCUAUGCUGUAUUUUCAAUUUGCUGCAGACCUUCAGAAAAGCACGGCUUUCGAUUGUCUGAAACUGUAGGUCAACCUCUAUAAGCAAAGUAUGCCACAAAAGAGUGAUAUUAACGAACUCGCUGUACCUAUAAAAAAUUGAACUGUGGCAUUUAACCUGUCGAAACUGCGCACUGGAUUAGGAAUGACACUGUAUCUCUGUUCCUGCUGUGACCCGAUACAAAAUUCCUAUCGAUGUUUCAGAUUUGACGGAUUCGGGUUUACUAGGAUUCCGUAGCCGUGUGAUCUGUAGAUUGCCGUCACAUUGGCUUUGUUGUCACUGCUCGCGACUACCCUUCUGAAAUUGGCGCGGCUGGGAAGUACUGAAAAAAUCGCACGUAAACUUUGCGUACCUGUAGUUUUUCCUCCGACGGAUCUUGUACAAAGAUUAAGGACAUGAGUGCCCUUAGGCAGUCAUUUUCUUCCUUACGUUACAGUGAUAUCUAGUCACAUGGCCACGCAGUCUUUCUUGCCGACCCACUGAUUUUAGUGCGUAGACGGAGACCGCUAAACAUGUGUAUGUGUAUUUUACUUUUCGUAUUGUGUUGCAGAGGUCGAAGUUAGUCUGUUUUGAUCAUACGUCACAUAAGUAAAAAUUUGAACACAGCCAAUAUGGAAAGUUAGUUCAUAAAUAGAAGAGCUGAGAACUAAUUGGUGAAUUGAAGGCGUGAAAGUCAUAGGUAUUUGGCGAAAGUUCUUGUCUUGAACUGUAGUUUAUUUCUUAUCUUUUUUUUUUGUUGUUGUGUAAAGAACCUUGAGAUCAGUAUUCCCACCACCGUCUGCUUAUGUCCUGGCUGACAUAUAAACGUUGUAAGAACAACGCUUUUGGAGAGGCGAUGUUUCUCGGCCAUUGUGAUGUUGGAAAUGUCAAACCCGCAUUGCGAAUGUACUUGCCUCCAAGCGUGCAUGCAGUGGCGUAUCUUUGAGUGGUUCGGUGCCUCCAAGAUGGGUGUGGUCGAAAGACUUGCUGGUGUAUAGGCAGGCAGUGCACAUAAUACGCGAGCGAGAGACGCCUGAUGACGUCUCCUUAUUCCAGCGCACCUGCACUUUUAUCUUCAGCGCCCCCUCCCCCUCCCAAAACCUUUUACAGACCCCUCCACCCACCCCCUCUCCCAACAGCCCCUCGACCCCAAACACCCCCUUCCUUGGCUCCCUGAGUUCCGCAAGUGUCCUCGAAACCUUCUGUAAAUAGCAACUAUACUAUCUCUAUCUGUCCCCCAGACUAGCAGCCGUGACCAUAGCUGCUAGUCAAGUUAUGCAAACCGCUUGCCGCGGAGGAUAGUCACACUGAGAUGUUAUUUUCUAACUAGAGCCAGCAGCCUAGCCACGAGGAAAAAAAAAGCAACACGAGAGUGUAUGAAGGGUGUGUCUCUCUGUCCUUUCCUUUGAUUCCCGACCCCAGCGCACUAGACUUGCUAGCAUCCGCACGAAUCUGUGAGAUUCCCGUCACUCUAGUUCACUGAUGUGUGCAAGAGCAUUGAGCAUAUUACUGUGUGAUCAUUCGAGUUGUUUGCAAGCAACGUGCUAGUAAUAGACAAAUAAGCUCUCGCUGAACAAAACCAAGUUUACGAUACCGUAAGCGUUUGCGAUAUGGGUACGCAUGCAAGACCGCGAUGCUCGAUGUGGCACUAAUACCGAUUUCUCUUAAGCUAUUACUGUUGCGCCUAGCUGUCACUUCGCGCAGCACCGCGCGAUCAAGGCAAGAUGACACGCGGGAUUUAAUGCCAUCAAACUUGGCCAAUUAAUCGUUUAACCAUUCAUUGCGCUAUUGCGUUCUCAGUCCUCUUGGUCCCGCUGUGCCGCUCGAAGUGAAGGAUCACGUUGAUGUUGCGUAGAGGUCGACCCAACGCCAAAUGUGACGCAUGCAUACUCCGGUGUCGUGUAGUGACCUCUUUAGAUAUCUGGCUCUGUUGUCUGCGACGCCAACGCGGCUGUAGGCGAAAUUUCGUAAGUGCAAAUCACGGGAAUCUUUGCACAAUCAUGGGGGUGUCAACACUGUUUUGGUGUGCGCGCCUAUUUUCCUUCGUGCGCCUGGCGUGUGUGUGUGCGUGUGUCUUUGCGAUUGUGGGAGAGCCCUUUCAGGAAGAAGACUUUGACGUGUGUGGGGACUGUUCGUGUAGCUGCCGCGAUAAAUGUGUCGGCAGUCACAAUUACAUGGUGUGUCCCGUUCACUGAAGGUGCGCUCACACGAUGCUUGCUCUCAUUUCCCGAUCACCUAUCCCGCUCUGAUUGCUUCCUCUUUGCCGUUACCCCUUUGUUCUGUUCCGGGAUGUCUGAUGCCCCCUCUCCCCCUCCUUUGUUUCUUUGACACGUCGCCCUAUUAAAGAAUCGCCGUGUCUCA